AAAACCUGAAAGUCAAAACAUCUUCAACCCAAAUUACACAAAAAAAAAAAAGAAAGAAAAAAAAGAAAAAAACACCAAAAUCCCAAAUGGCACAAUAUCAAAAAACCAACACAAUCUUAGUGAUCCUAGUGGUCACAAUGGCUGCCUUAUAUGGAGGCUCAAUGGCUCAAUCUUCAGGGUGCACAAGUGCUUUAGUUAGUUUGUCUCCAUGCCUAAAUUACAUUUCGGGUAACACGUCUACACCAUCAUCAGGAUGUUGCACCCAACUGGCUAGUGUGGUCCGGUCACAGCCACAGUGCCUGUGUCAAGUUCUUAAUGGCGGUGGCUCAUCUUUGGGACUUAAUAUUAAUCAAACUCAGGCUCUUGAGUUGCCUAAGGCUUGCAAUGUCCAGACACCACCAACUAGUCAAUGCAAUGCUGCUUCUCCAACUGACUCUCCAUCAGGAACAACACCUUCUUCUUCUCCAGGAUUCCCCUCGGGUACAGGCACAGAAACAAACACAGUGCCAUCAACAGAUAACGGUUCUUCAGAUGCAACUUCAAUAAGAUUCACAACCAUUCCAAUAAUAUUUUCGAUAUUUGUUGCCACAUAUGCCAUGGUGUUCUAAGUUAUUAGCAACUAUAUCGAAAAACAUUUAUGUUGUUGUUCAUGAUAUUCACUUAUCUUCCUUUGAUUCUUAUCUGUAUUUCUUUUUUAUGUCCUCUGUUUGUUUGUUUUUCUUUUUUUGUGAAUUUAUACGAGGGACAUGUUAUGUAUGAAAUUCUUUAUUUUGUAUUGUUUUGGAUGAAUAAAGUAUUUUUUUAUAUAA
Messenger RNA from Helianthus annuus (common sunflower), 809 nucleotides. RefSeq names its product non-specific lipid-transfer protein-like protein At2g13820. The transcript is spliced from 2 exons. The coding region runs from base 87 to 608 and encodes 173 amino acids. Gene Ontology annotation, biological process: lipid transport. NCBI's taxonomy places the organism in Eukaryota, Viridiplantae, Streptophyta, Magnoliopsida, Asterales, Asteraceae. The record is from RefSeq and is a predicted model, not a curated record. Gene Ontology annotation, molecular function: lipid binding.